AUGUUUGUUGCUACCAGCUCUCGUUUUGAGGAGUUCGAAAGGAAGCUAGUCCGGCUUCUGCAAGCGGUGGCAACAAAAAGAAGGGUUAGAGCGAUUUCGAGGGGCCCCCGAAACCUCUUAGAUGCGGAUUACCUGAUUUUACAUGAUGGUCCUAAGUCCGAUAGUACGCCGAUAGGACUGUUGUCAGAGAUGGGCGGAUGGUCUAACCCGUCCAGACUCUUAGUACAGAUCGUCCAGGUCGCCUUUAUGUCGAGGGUUUUGAUGGGGAAAACCAACAUCGAAUCCAUCUCCUCGUCUGUAAGUCCCGAUUACUUAGAACAUAUCAUAAAGUCGUAUAGGAUUUCAGACAAGUUUCUUCCUUCAGUGGCUCCUCCGGAAUCCUCCAUUCGUGAUAUCGGGGAUCGUCAAGUGGGAGUUUACCUCCAGUUUCUCCUUGUUGGCUUAAGGUUUCUUCCCCUGUCUUUUAUUGGCGACGUGUGUCGAGUUUACAAGAUUCAUCUUACUCAGGUGAGUCCAAAUAGUUUUCGGAAGAUAAUGUGUUUCUUAAUUCUUUGUAAGGCCUUGGAUAUUGCUCUAGAUGUGGAUAUGUUUCAUUAUUUCUAUUGUAUGACCUCGAUCGAAGAUUGGGUUACCUUUUCCAGCCGCCAGGGGGUGGUUAAUAUCUGUAUAGGGCUUUCAGAAUCCAUUAAGCUAUGGAAAGAGGAAUUAUUUUUUGUAGAUUCUUCUGCCUUUCUGUUUCCCAUGUACUUCGGGAAGACUUCAAGGUGUCUUGCUGGGAGACACGAGGCAAGAGGCCUGCCCUGA
Lactuca virosa is the source of this 804-nucleotide messenger RNA. Lineage: Eukaryota; Viridiplantae; Streptophyta; Magnoliopsida; Asterales; Asteraceae. The record is from the annotation of a GenBank genome assembly.